This is a messenger RNA of Trichomonas vaginalis G3, 1452 nucleotides long. RefSeq lists its product as uncharacterized. Bases 1 to 1452 code for a protein of 483 amino acids. The transcript has a single exon. NCBI's taxonomy places the organism in Eukaryota, Parabasalia, Trichomonadida, Trichomonadidae. The record is from RefSeq and is a predicted model, not a curated record.
AUGGAUGUCAUUGUAAAAAAUUUAUUAGAAGUCAAUCUUCGAAAUUGUUCGAUUGCAUGGGGUUUUGGUGCUAACUACAUCAGUGCUUGUGUCAAUGACAAGAUGAAUAUUACAUUUUUCCAGUUUAUUGACACAGAUCUUGUUCUAAAUAUGGAACAAACAUCAGUUUCAUUCCAAACAAAUACUUAUUCAUCAUUCGCUUUAAUAGCAAAGAAAAUUUCUGUCAAUGUUAUGAAUUCUUCCGCGUUAUUUUACAAUUAUGAAACAAAACUCAACGCUGUUUACAAUUUCGAAUGUAGCUACGUAGAAAUGAAUAUAGAUAGUUUCGAUGAUACCAUAACUACAAACGCUUCUCAUAUAAAACUCCUUACAGAGAAAGUUGGCUUUCAUUUUGACAAAUUCAACAUUUACAUGAACAAUACUAUAUCGGGGAUAUACUCAAAAGAAGUUUAUUUCAACAAAGUUUACUUUUUCUUCGGUUUUGAAAUAAAUUCAAUAAAUAUUUCUCAUUUCGAAACGAAAAAACUUAAUACAAUAAGUGCAAAAUCAAAUAACAUGAUUGGUAACUGGUAUGUAUAUGAUUUCCACAUGCAAAGCUCUAUUUUGAACUUUACAACUUUAUAUUUAUAUAAAACAGUAGAUUUUGAAAUUGAUUAUGCCCAGCAACAGUUUAUUUCAUGUCAAGAAUUGCAUAUCUUUGCUCCUAACUUCAAUGUUCGUUAUCUUUUCGGAAAAAAUAAUAUUGCAGAAGAAGAUAAACUUCACAAGAGGUAUUACAUCAUGAAAGUAGUAACACUGGUUCCGCAUAUACCAUUGGAUAACAUCAAACUCAUCCCUGUGGCCGUAUAUGAUAAAAAUACUGUAAUUGAAAACGCCGAUAAAAAAUUUUCCACUUUACAUAUCAAACAGAGUCCUUCAAAAUCCGAAAUCUACUAUGUACAGAACUAUAAUUUAGGAUGGGCCAUUUCCUACUAUUGCUACGGCUUCUGCUCCCCUGGCGAUGAACCGAAAACAAUCUUGACUGAUGAUACAAUCAAUAUUUGGAGAGAUAGAAUAAGUGAAGUGACAAAAAUUGUCAAAAUUGAGAUAGUUACAAAUUUACAAAUACUUCCUGUUUUCGAUGUAACUGAUUUGAAAUACAGGAACUUCACUUUGUCCGUCUAUUGCCAUCCAACUGAAUUUUGUAAUGUAAAGUUAAUUUGUGACAAACCGAAAAUUCCUCUCAAAAUUGAAGUUGAAAAUCUGAUUCUUCAACUUACAGAUUUUGGUGAUGAGUCGUCAUUUAGUCUAAUCAAUGGUUCUUUGAAUGAUAUUGUUGAUGCAACACGUUGCAAAGAAAUUACAACUAAUUUGGAAUAUGUCAACCAAUUUUUGAUAACUUCCAAAACGAAUAUGAUCGUUAUUAUGCCAAAUAAGAACUAUAUGUUCUCUUUCUGCGGUGAUAUGGUCUAA